Messenger RNA from Schistosoma margrebowiei, 6402 nucleotides. NCBI's taxonomy places the organism in Eukaryota, Metazoa, Platyhelminthes, Trematoda, Strigeidida, Schistosomatidae. The record is from the annotation of a GenBank genome assembly.
UUGAAAAUAGGUGUGUUUUUGAAAAUUCGUUUAAUUUCUGCUCCGAUGAUGUGAUGACUGAAAAUUAAAUGAUACUCGAUGGAUAAUCAUGAAGACAACUUGAAGUCAUUAAUUGAGGAGGCAAGUCUUACCAGGAACAGCUCUUGUCUUCAUCAAGGCAAAGCAAAUACUUUAGUAGAUCUUCCAACUUGUCUUUCUAAACGAAGUGAUUUACCACCUAUACAAAAACAUGAAAGGCGAUUUUCAAGCCAUUCAGAAAAAAAAUCAGUUACAUUUUCGUUUUCUGGUAGUGAGCGAAGCAAUCAUAUACUAAAUGCAUCCGAUUGUUUUGCUUAUAUGCGUAAAGGUAGUGAAAUGAUUAAACUACAUACUAGUGGACGUCAAUAUAAACGUAUGUUUUAUUUAAAUGAACAAAUGAAUUGUAUUAAAUGGUCUUCAACAAAUAAACGUCAAUCAAAUUCACAAAUUGAUAUUGAAGAAAUUCAUGAAGUACAACUAGGCUGUUCCUCAAGAACUACACAUUCCCUCGGUCGACGACGUCCACUUAGUAUGACUCCAACAUUAUCACAUGGGUUCUUAUCUUCAAGUGGAUCAGGUAGCCUGAUUCAAUCAGCAUCAAAAAUGUAUUCAUCAAACAAUUCAAAUUCUCUAACUAUUGGUUCAGUAUCACCACAAAUUCAAAGUUCAACAUCGUUAACUUCAACAAUACUUAAUCUUAGUUCUAGUGCAUUUACAAUAUGUUAUGGACCGGAUUUUACUGUAUUAGAAAUUUUAGCUUCUGGUCCAGAAGAAGCAAAUAUUUGGGUGACUGGAUUAAAGUGUCUAAUGGCUGGUGCUCAAGAUCCACAAGUGUUAGAAGAUAGACAGAAACCACGUGACAGAUGGUUACAAAUUUUAUUUCAUGAAGCUGAUUCAACUAAUCAAGGAUACUUAAGUGAAUUUGAAGUGAUUCGUUUAAUUCGAUCAAUUAAUCCAAGUUUAUCAUCGAUACAUUUAAGGCAUAAAUUAAAAGAGAUGGAGAGUAAAGUUCGAUGUCAUAAAACUGGAAUAACUAAAGAUGAUUUUGUAAAUUUUUUUAAGAAAGUUGCUACCAGACAAGAGAUUUAUUAUAUUCUUGUAAGGUACUCCAGUGGAUCAGAACAUUUGAGUGCAGAAGAUUUAAAGAAUUUUUUCGAAAGUGAACAAGGUAGGACUGGAUUAACGCGUGAUCAAUGUAAAGCUUUAAUUAAUCGUUUUGAACCAUCCCAUGAAAAUCGACAAUACAAUUUAAUGGGAAUCGAUGGAUUUACAUUAUUAUUAUUAUCCGAAGAAUGUGAUAUAUUCAAUCCAGUACAUCUACAAGUUUGUCAAGAUAUGUCUCAACCAAUAACUCAUUACUACAUUGCAUCAUCACAUAAAACAUUUUUACUUGAAGAUCAACUAACAGGUCCUUGCAGUAUUGAAGGUUAUCAAAGAGCACUUCUUUCAGGAUGUCGAUAUAUUGAACUUGAAGUCUAUGAUGGUCAUGAUGGUCAUCCAGUUGUUAGACGUGCCAACUCUCGACCACCUGGUAUACCAAUACAAGCUGUAUUAAAUACAAUACAUGAUUUUGCAUUCAUACGUUCUGAAUAUCCAGUUAUUGUAUCAAUUGAAUGUUAUGCAACUCAAGCACAACAACGUGUACUAGUCACAUUCUUACGUUGUUGUCUUGGUAAUCGUUUAUUAUUACCAAAUUCAGAAUUCACUUUUAAUUUAAGUGAAUCACAAUUAGAAAUUGAAGAGCAAGUUGAAAAGACAAAACUACAUUCUAUGAUGAAUAAUAUUAAUCUGAAUAAUAAAAACAAUCGUAAAAAUAGUCUAACAGUGGUUGAUUUAAAAAAUGAAUCAACAGUAUACACAUCAAAUGGUUCUUUUGUAAGAUGGCCAUCACCACGUGAUCUUAUGGGACGUAUUUUAUUGCAAGGUAAACGAUUACCAAAGGGUACCACAAUGAAUACAUCAGGUAAUGAGUCAGAAAAAUGGAUGAAUGGUGGUUUGCCUAAUUUAAGACGUGUAUUUAAUUCAUUAUAUACUUCUCAUCAAGAAACACCUGUUAUUAGAGAAUUAUCUGAUAUGUUUUUCUUCGAUACAACUAAUUAUGAACAGAUUACAAAUAAUGAUUCAAUAAGAGCUAAUAUAUCACUUAAUAUGAAUCGUACAAUGUCAUCAUUUUCAACACUAUCAACAUCUCAUGGAUUAAAAAGAGAUGUCAAACAUGAUCAUUCACCUAAUAAUACACAUAAUAAUUCAUCCACAUCACCAGUUGUUAUUGUUGGUAGUACACAUACAGAAACUAAUCAUCAACAACCUAAAAUGAUCCUAAAACAUUUUCAAUAUCAAUCUAAAGCUAAAUUAGAUUUAUAUGAUCAUUCUAAUUUAAAAGAUAAACGAAAUAUAAAUAUUAAAAGUAUUACAAAUAAUUAUAAUAAAAUUAAUAUGAACAAUACUACUAUUACUACUACUGAUAAUACUACUAAUAAACAAUAUAAUCAAGAUAAUAUACAUUUACAUCCAUAUUAUAUAAUAAUUAUGUCUGAAUCAGAAGCAUCUCGUGCAAUUGGUACUAAUGCUAGUGAUUUAGUACAAUUAACUAGAAAUUCAUUAAUACAAAUUUGUCCAAGUUUAUCUAGAGCUGAUAGUAGUAAUUUAAAUCCAUUAGAUAUAUGGUCAUGGGGUGGACAAAUUGUAACAUUAAAUUAUCAAACAGCUGGUUUAAUUAUGGAUUUAGCUACUGGAUUUUUUGCACGUAAUGGUGCUUGUGGUUAUGUAUUAAAACCAAAUUUAUAUCGUCAAUUUUCAUCAUUUUUUACACCAUAUAAAACAAAUUUAUUAAAUAUUACUGAAAGACCACCAGAUACUACACCACAGGUACUUCGACUGAAAAUUGUCAGUGCACAACAAUUACCUAAACCGAGGGGAUCAGUUUCAAAAGGGGAUACAAUUGAACCAUAUGUUGUGGUAGAAAUUCAUGGUAUUCCAGUGGAUUGUGCUGAACAACGUACUGUCACCGCACCAGCUGGUAGUGCAUCCGGUUAUAAUGCAAUAUUUGAGGAUACUUUUGAAUUUUGUGUACAGUUGGGUAGUCUGGCAUUAGUACGCUUUGUCGUACUAGAUGAUCAUGCAAUUGGUGAUGAUUUUAUAGGACAAAAUACAGUACCAUUUGAUUGUUUACUUACAGGUUUUCGACAUGUCCGUUUACGAAGUGAUACUGGUGAGCCAAUUCCACUUGCUACUUUAUUUGUACACAUUACCAUUACAACUGGAACAGAUAAUUCACAUGGGGAAACAAAUACUGGUCUACUUCAUAGAUGGCGUUCACGUAAUCGUCGACAAUUACAGUUGAAAAAAGUUGGUGUUUCCACAUUUGAUGAAAUAUUCAAGGCUACGGCAACAACAUUGCGACAAGUGUGUGAACUCCGAACAUCUGUACUCACUAGUUUCGAUAAUUUUAGACGACUGUGUGGUGAAACAUCAACACCGUUAUCCAUGAAUCAAUGUAUUCGAGCGUUGUCUACACGUAUUGCAACAGCGUUCGGAUCACCAGAUCUGUGGCCUGUACGUAUGCGUAUUAGACCAGAAGAUGAAAUGCCUCAUUUAGAGCUACAAAAUUCAUUCUCUGGAUCCGGGCUAAGUGGUUAUCCAAGUUUAAGUACACUCGGUGAUCCAGUAUCUCAUCAUGGUACACUUGGAUCAUCAUUAACCCGUAAUUCUUCAUUACGUUUUACUCCUGCGCCUGGAUUGCAUCGUUCACCUUCAUUAAUUCUUUCCCCUCGACUAUUUUUAAAUAGACGCUUAAAAAGUAGCACAAAAUCAAUUGAUGAAGAUUCAGCAUCAGCUUUAUCAAUUGAUGUUAUGGGUUGUCAUGGCAAUGGUAAUAGUGGUACUCAUAGUGUACAGGAACAUUCACCAACUAUUUCGACAAAUAAUAUAGCAAGACGACCAAGUAUUCAUUCAAGUAGCAGUAGUAUUUCUUCUUUUUCCGUUGGACGUUUGGAUAAAUUGAAAAAAGCUGUCAAUGAGUUCGAAAAUCUUAUUGAAUCAUGUAAAACACUGAUUAAACAAGGACCAUAUCUUCGAGUAAAAUUACAACAAACUCAAAGAACUGCCUUAGAUGCAUAUACUACUUUUUUAGAAGGCUUAAAAGAGCCAUCAUCUCAUGCUACUGCCAUUUCAAAAUUAACAUCAUCAGCGGCAGCAGCCACUACAUCAUUAAGAAGUUCAAUAUCUCAUAGUCAUGAAACACGUUUUGGUAGUUUAACAUCAGAAAUUAACCGACAUGUAACUUCACAAAUUAUAGAAGAUAAUAUAGAUCAUCGAAAUAAUAAAAUAACUACUAGUGGUACCUCAAUAUAUUGGCGACGUAUGUCACGUGUAGCUGAUAAUGUAACAUGGAAUUUACGUUUAUUAACAGGACAAACUGAACUAAUGACAUUAUUAUUAAAUGAAUCGAAUGAAUGGAUAAAACAAGCAAAAGAAUCUAGUCAAUCUACUGGUUUAUUAAUUCAAUCCAAUCUAACUCAUUUAAAUGAUUUACAUAAUUCACCAAUUUAUUCUGAUAAAGAUCAAUUAACCAAUGAAUUAAGUAUAGAAAUUCCAUUAAUUAAUAAAACAAUAAAUCAAGAUAAUCUAAUAGAAAAUCAUUCAAUUUCAUUAAGAACAAUAAAUGAUCAAAUGUCAACUCUUAUGAAUAAUAAUACAACAAUAUUAAAUAAUUCAUUAUCACCAUUAUUAGAAAAUUCUCAUUUAAAUCAAUCUAAUUUUAAUUUAAAUGAAACAAAUUUAAUUCAAUCAAAUAUUGUGAAAAAUUUUAAUUCUUCAUAUAAGAAUACCACAGAUAUUAAACAAAAAUCUAUAUUAUCAUCCAAUGAAAGCACAACAACAACAACGCCGACAAUGAUGAUGUCACCUAGUAUCAUUACAACAAUAACUACUAAUGCUUCUUCUUCUACUACUACUACUACUACUAACACUCAUACUACUCAUUUCACCAAUAUUAUUAAUAGUAGUAUAAAUAAUGUAACUACAACAACAACCGCAAUGACAAAAACACUACCAACUUAUAGUAAUUCAUCAUCAGGAAAUUUAUCAAAAAUUAAAAAUCGUUUUAAUCAAGCAUGGAAGAGAUAAAUUUUUAUUUUAUGUGAUGAUUAUCCAAAACAUUUAAAUAUAAAAAGGAUUAUUGAUAUUCAUUGGAUUUAAAUACCCCUUAUAUGAUAUAUAAUAGAUUUCCUAUUACAGAACAGAAUAAACAAGUUUAUUAAAGAGUAAAAAGAAUUAUUAUACAUUUGUGAUAUUAGCAUAAUAAAAGAGUAUUGAAAUUGUAUAAAAAAUUAACAAUUUGUUAAACUUCUUCAUUAUAAUAAAUAAUCCAAAUAUCAAUAUUUGUAAACAAUUAGAAUAAUUGAUUGAUUAAUUUUUCCCUUAUCCCUACCAAUCCCCGGGCCCCCCCCUUCCCCUCCACAUUAUGCAUGAAAUGUGAAAUAAUCAUACUAUAAUAACAAUGUAAACAUUGUACACUUAAUUGAUUCAGAUUAUAUGAGAAAUUGGCAGAAACGAUGAACCUCUAAUUCUAUUCUAUAGUAUAUAGAUAUGGAGAGAGAGAGAGAGAAAGGGGAGAGAUUAGUGUCCGCAUUUUCUGCACGAAAAAUACAUGUGAAUAAAUAGAUUCGAGGAAUAUUCAACAUUCUUCUAUAUACAUAAUUAAAUAUUAUACAUUUACAUAUAUAAAUAUAUAAAAUUCUUUUUUUCAGAUUUGAUGCAUUUAAUUAUAAAUUGAAUUUCAUAUUGUGUUGGUCAGAUUUUUCUUUUCUUCUUUUCCUUUUUCUUCUUCUUCUAAUUAUGACUUAACUCUCAUCAUAUUUUGUUUCUUCUUCUCUUCCUUCUAAACUUUCUUUAUAAUUCAGUUUCAUUUACAAAUUUAUUGACAAGCACUUUUUUUCUUGUUUUUCUUUUUCUUCUUUUUGUUUUUGUUCAAAAUGAGAAACUACCAAACUAUUACCAUGAUCAUCUUAGAUUGCUGGGUUGUUUGUUUUCUCUUUUUACAAUUAAAUGAUUAAUGAACAAUGUUUAUUAUAAAUACAGAACAUACUUUAAACAUUAUUCUAUUGUAACUUAUAUUACAUAUUACAUGUUUUAUUUCAAUACUACUCAUAAGUAGUCAUAAUUAUAAAUUCAACUAUUUUUUAUUUCAAUAUAAAAGAAAAUAUGUAAAGAUAAGGGAGAGAGAGAAAGAGAGAGUAGAUAAAGAUUUCAAUCAGAAUUUAUUUGUAUUCUAAUUAAUAUACAUUUUAAUUAUUUACAUUGAAAAUGAAUUUGUGUAUCCGUUGAAAAAAAUGUAAAAAACAAAAAAGAAACAAGAACAAAAAAUAACAAGAUUUUACUGAA